Molecule: messenger RNA, 2694 nt
Organism: Python bivittatus (Burmese python)
Lineage: Eukaryota; Metazoa; Chordata; Lepidosauria; Squamata; Pythonidae
Product: interferon upsilon receptor 1-like
Biological process (GO): cytokine-mediated signaling pathway
Cellular component (GO): plasma membrane
Molecular function (GO): cytokine receptor activity; protein binding
Source: RefSeq, a predicted model, not a curated record
UUGUGCUUGUGAAUAGAAUGCUGAACAACUUCAGGUCUGAGAUGUGCUUGUAACUCAGCAUGGAAGGAUUUGAAAACUCUAAUUUCUCAGGAGGGUCUUUCUGAAAUAACAAGGAUUCAGCCUAAACUCUUCACCCUCCUCUACAAUAUGAAGGUGUUCUUGUUUUAGUGCUAAGUAUCAUGCGCCAUUCAGAGGGAUGGAACUGCUAUUGCCUCAAUUUUUCCUAUUUAGAGAGGGGGUGGUUGGGGUAAUGUUAAGCAUUGUUUUUUUUAAAAAAAAAAUCAUACCACACACUUUCCUUGGUUGUUGAAUUAGUCUGUUUUCUGGGGUUGUGUAACAUGCUGAGUCAUAAACUAAUUGAAGCGAUUGAGAUUUCCCAGCACAGGAAGCUGAAAACAACUAAUUAAAGUUAAAACUAAGCAAGGUUUGCACGUUCUAUGAAUGCAGAUGCAAGAUCUUUACCUGGCCUGGCUAAGUGUGUUGUGAAAACCUUAAAGAAUGUUGGCAGUGUUGUUGAGAGGGGAUUCCUAGGCAGGCUACCAAAAGAACCUCAGAACCAUGUAUGAUCUCCAGAUUGACGGUUACUCAGUGUUUCUACACUAACUUUCCUCAAAUUAAUGUUCUUCAGAAAGGUUGACUUACAGUUAGUGUCAUUCCUAGCAAUGUGACCAGAGGUUGUGCUUGGUAGGGUUGAUGGAAUUUGUAGUCCAACAUUCUGGAGAGCACCAGGAGAGACUAUUAAUAGCAUCUCUUCAAAGUUUCCAGCAGGAUCUUCUUGCCCUAAUCCUUCUUGUAGAUGUCAAAGGUUGAUCCCAGGAUCUUCUGCAUAGAAAGAGGGUGUUUUUUCUCUACCCUGAAUGGACAAGUAAUGAAAACUGGAAAAAAUAAUUCUGAAAGGAUCAUGCAGAGCCAUUUUAUUCUUUUUAAAUAACACUUUUGUACUGAAGUCCCAUCUUCCAUUGGCAUCAUAUUCACAUGCAACAAAUUCAGGACAGCAGAAGUUUAAAACGGUGAAGAUUCCGCUCCAAUCCUGUGACAUGAAUUCCUUGUGUUUUUGUACAUGAAAACAGCAAAUGGGCUGGGGAUCCCUUCUUCUUCCAAAGUUCUUAAUUAUUUCUUUCAUUCUAAGGGAAUCUGCUUCUUCCACCAUGGAAUGUGAUGCUAAUUUCGGAGAAUUUUUAUCCCCGCCUAAUAUGGCAGCCAACCCCAAAUAUUACUGACAGUAUUCGGUAUGAAGUGGAGAGAAGUAACAGUAACCGAUCUUCUCCUAUGUGGAUCAAAGAGGUAUCAUGCAAAGGAAAUAAUCAGAAAGAGACUCAGAGUUGCCAGCUUCACCUGCCCCAGCUUUUCAGCACCUACCAUGCCAGGGUGAGAGCCCGGGAUGGAUCCAUACUUUCUGAAUGGGCCAAGUCAAAUGGGUUGCAACUCUACAAAGACACUAUUAUCGGUCCCCUUGUUCUUUCUCUGACUAUCACAGAACAUACUCUUAGUGUGUCGAUUUCUUUGCCCCCGACUCCAUUGAAGGAAAAGGACUCUUCUGUGAUCUUGUCUCUUCUGAAAGUUCUGCUCACCCUCCAGGGAGAAGAUGGAAGCACCCAAAAAGCAAUGAUGGCUAAUGAACUUGGAAGAGACUUUUGGAAUGCGAAUUUGGAAUACACGAUGAGUUUGGAGCACAUCUUUCACAACAUGAAGCCAAAUACCAAUUACUGUGUUGAAGCAGAAGUGAUCAACCACCCAGCCAAGAAGGCUGUAGAAUGUAUGCUAAUGCCAGGAAGCCCAACAAGUAACUAUUGGACAGUUUUUGUUAUUAGCUUUGUUACUCUGUUUGGGGUCAUCCUAUUGUCUGUGGUUGGGAGAACCUUCCUUAAGCCCUACCUUCACCUAAGUUCUAAGGGAAUGGACUUCCCCAAGUCACUGAUAUUUCUACAUGAGACUUGUGUUUCAAGAUGUGUCUUUCAUUUAGAAGCUGGUCCCAGCAUUUCUCUGUUAGUGGUGGCAUGGCCCAAUAAUCAUAGCUUUCCAACAGAACAAGAAAAAUGCCAGAUAGAAUUCAUUCCAGGCGGUUCCUAUGCCCAGAGUUUGAGUCCUUACUGCACCAAUGGCUUUUUUCAAGGCAACCCAAGCAACAAGGAUGCCUCCCUUUCAUCACUCUCUCUUGUGGAGACCUCCUCAGUAAUAGGGCUGGUGAAAGAUAAAGACCCAACAGAUAAGUGCUGCAGAAUUGUUCCUCAGCACCUGGAAUCUUCUCAUCUCCCAUCUCCUUUGUCAGCAAGAUUUCAUUUCCACAGUUUAGGAACAGGCCACUGGAAACUCAAAUGCAAAGUUGACCUCAAAGAUGGGCUGGCAGAAUGGCCAUCUGCAUCAAGUUCUGACAUUCUCCUCAGUUCUUUGAUAUUGCAGUCUACUCCAGACAUACAAAGCCUCCCAUACAACCCAAAGGCUUGCGUCACAGUGGAAAAUUACCACACCUAUCUAGAAAUUGCAACUGAAGAUGACAAAAAGUUGUUUGUCUGUGAAGAACACAGUAGGUUCUCUAACAUCAGGGAACAUCCAACGGGCCCCAAUCUGGAAGUGAAGAGAUCAGAGAUGAUAACUUUCCCUGGUUAUGACUUCCGCCCACCCAUUCCUUCUUGUGAUUUAUAGUUCUAAGUUUUAUUUAAAUAAAUAUUUCAAUGUUUUUAUAAACUGCUUCUC